Messenger RNA from Drosophila pseudoobscura, 2170 nucleotides. RefSeq names its product male sterile (2) 35Ci (gene ms(2)35Ci). NCBI's taxonomy places the organism in Eukaryota, Metazoa, Arthropoda, Insecta, Diptera, Drosophilidae. Bases 695 to 1102 code for a protein of 135 amino acids. The record is from RefSeq and is a predicted model, not a curated record. The transcript is spliced from 3 exons.
GGUUUUGGUUUUUAUUUAACCCACAAGUUUGUACAUCAAAUGCCAAGACAUUUUCAACUUUCACUGACGCACGCCCAUUAUCGGAGAGAGAACUGAGUCCGCAUUCUGCUCUAUGGAAACCCCCCAGGGAAUCGUGGCGCACAUGUGUAUAUUUGUAUGUAGCUAUUGCUAGCUACGGAUAAUCCCCAGCCAUCACUGGGUCCAAAGACUCUCCACCGGAAACUGUCCGGAACUUCACAACCAAUCGCUGAUCUAAAUUAACCACCGUCUCUAUCCCUCCUGCAGGAAUUCCUAGAUUUUCCCUGAUUGAGCCGUGUCUCCCGCCUGGUGGUGUUUGAUAUUCCAUGUCCUCGUGAUCCAGCAUAUCUUGGAUCAGUUCCGCUGUCAGCGGUAUGAGCCGUUGAUUUGAACCAAGUUUCUGUCCCUUGGAACACAUCGGAGCUACAAAUUGUUCAACUGGAAAGUGCCUUAGAACAGCGGAGAUUGAUGGAAAUGGCAAAGGCUUAUAGUAAAUAUAUAUUGAAAAAUGUUGUAUCUCUCAGAGGCCGAUGCCAGCUUGUCUUUAGAGAGAAAACAGAUUGAUGAAAAUCCAACACGAACUUCGAUACGCUUGAUAAUUCUCUCUGCCCUCACAGGCAUUGCCGUUUGAAUAGAUGUCAAAUAUUUAACAAUCAAAAAUACAACUCCAUUCAAGAUGACAUUUUUAGAGAACUUAUGCUCUUGCGUGCCCCUGCGAGGCAUGUGCCUGGCCAUGGGAUAUACGAUGCUGGCACAACCCCUAUUCAAUCUGUUAUGGGUAGCACAUUUCAAUGCACACAUCUGCAACGACAUCCUGACACUCGGUAUCUGUGCGGACUUCAUCAAUUUGUCCUCAUGUGUGUUGCUUCUCUGCGGUAUUUACCGGGAUAAUAGCAGCAUUCUGCCUCUGCACAUCGUGUCGAAGCUUAUUGCUCUGAUUGUGGAAAUGAUUUGCCACCUGAUCCUGGCAUCCGUAGAGAUGUCCCACCCCAUUACGAUGGCCAGAUCCUUUUUCUCCAUUGGAACCACCUUCUUUGACGUACUGAUUGUGCUGAGCUACUACCAGCAAGUGGAUCAGGACUAGAGCAUGUCCUGGUUACCCAUUAAACAGCAACAGCUCCGGCCAGGCCUAAUCGCAGCGUGUAGCAUUUUGUGGUGCGAUUAAACGCAGAUUUAUGGGCCAAAACUGUUGCGCAAUCUCCUCCACGUGGCCCGGCAUAAAUCGUGUGCAAUUGUCACCAGAUUCGACCACUGACUGCCGUUUCAUUAUCGCCCCAGUAUAGGCAUAGGCAUAGUCCGGCAUAGCCCGGCGAGUUACAUGCGUGCUAAUUGACUGCACCGCAGUCCCAGUCUCAAUAUGCACUGGGAUAUUCAGUGUCCAAGUGUCCAGAUGAUAACCGCCACGAUGAAAACGCAUGCUGGGCCCAAAUGAAAAUUAUGUUGCAAUGACUGAGGAGAGUGGUGCCCGCUGGCUGGUCACUGAACCAGUGCUCCAUCGGCGUCGCCGUCGCCAUCGCCAUCGCAGGCCUUAAUUAAUUUCGUUGAUUAAUUGAAAGUGCGCUCUGGUCUGCGGUUGGAUUUAUUUUGGUUUUAUUUCCCGUACCUCGUGCACGUUCGUAUUUUUGGCAGUGCAAAGUUGAAGGCGAAUUGGGAAAAAAUUGUGUCGUAUUCGAUUCGGUAGUAUAUUAUGGGCGUUGCCCUGGGCCAACCCUUGGCCAUUACUCUCCAUCUCGAUCUCCGUUCCUUUCGCAUCCUGUGCCUCUGCCCGAGACUCGAUUAUGGCAGAAGUUAUGACCCGCUCGAAGGGUAUGGGUAUGGGUCUUGGAAUGCGCCUCAAACUGAGGAUGAGAGAACUAUAAUCAUGAAGGGCUGUUGCAGAAUUUAACAGAGUCUUGGAUUUGGAUAUUGUUCUAAAUAUCGCACUCCUACAGGCCUCUCCAUAACCGUUGACCUUGUCUACGUUUCGAGCCUGGCUAGUACAUCAAGGCAUCAAGUUGGGCCUCACUGCCCUCUCGGGGUCUACGCGUUCACCGAUUCCAUAAAAUAUUACGAUAAAUGUCGCUUUCAACAUUUAUAAUCAAUAAUAAUUUUUGAUAUUUUAUGGCUUAUGCCCGCAAAGCGACAUUAAAUGCUCCUGCUGUAAGAAACAAAA